Lemur catta (Ring-tailed lemur) is the source of this 1534-nucleotide messenger RNA. RefSeq names its product NSF attachment protein gamma (gene NAPG). Gene Ontology annotation, biological process: intracellular protein transport. Gene Ontology annotation, cellular component: vacuolar membrane; SNARE complex. Gene Ontology annotation, molecular function: soluble NSF attachment protein activity; syntaxin binding. NCBI's taxonomy places the organism in Eukaryota, Metazoa, Chordata, Mammalia, Primates, Lemuridae. The record is from RefSeq and is a predicted model, not a curated record. The transcript is spliced from 12 exons. Bases 498 to 1397 code for a protein of 299 amino acids.
UUAAAUUUGAUUGUACUUUGAUUUGGCAUCAGAGAAGGCAGUAGUGAUCCUAGAAAGCAUUUCUCUUGGUUUUCAUAGUAUGCUUCUCUUCUGGUUACCCUUCCUGCUCAUUGGUGGCUGAUUCUCACCCUGUAUUGCCUACUUCCUCUGUUGUCCCACGGAAUGAUUGUGUUCCUUAGCCUUUCUCUCCUGUCUCCAAUCUCCCUAGGGGAUCUUAUCUAUGUUCUGAGUGUGGCAUAUGCUGGUGAGUCCUCCAUUUAUGUCUUUAGCCUCUCUUCUGAGCGUAAAGAGCGUAAAUCUCGUGAAUCCAAUUGCUAACAAUAGUGUGCUUCAGAGGUUCUCACGCUUUAAUGCAUCUCUGUGCUUGUUAAACCUGAGGUUCUGUAGGUCUGGAGUGGGGUGAACAAUUUACAUUUCUGGCAAGUUCCUAGGUAAUGCCGAUGCUGCUGGUCUGGGGACCAUGCAUUGAGAACCCCUAGGAGGAAACCACAUCUGCGAUGGGGGAGGGGAAGAGCCUGAAAACUGGUUUUUUAAAAUGGAAGCCAGAUUAUGACAGUGCUGCUUCGGAAUACGGAAAAGCAGCUGUUGCUUUUAAAAAUGCCAAACAGUUUGAGCAAGCAAAAGAUGCCUGCCUGAGGGAAGCUGUUGCCCAUGAAAAUAAUCGGGCUCUUUUUCAUGCUGCCAAAGCUUAUGAGCAAGCUGGCAUGAUGUUGAAGGAGAUGCAGAAACUACCAGAGGCUGUUCAGCUCAUUGAGAAGGCCAGCACGAUGUAUCUAGAAAACGGCACCCCUGACACCGCGGCUAUGGCGUUGGAGCGAGCCGGAAAGCUUAUAGAAAAUGUAGAUCCGGAAAAGGCUGUACAGUUGUAUCAACAAACAGCUAAUGUGUUUGAAAAUGAGGAACGCUUACGACAGGCGGUUGAAUUACUAGGAAAAGCCUCCAGACUGCUAGUACGAGGACGCAGGUUUGAUGAGGCGGCCCUCUCUAUUCAGAAAGAAAAAAAUAUUUAUAAGGAAAUUGAGAAUUAUCCAACUUGUUAUAAGAAAACAAUUGCUCAAGUCUUGGUUCAUCUGCACAGAAACGACUACGUGGCUGCAGAGAGAUGUGUCAGGGAGAGCUACAGCAUACCAGGGUUCAAUGGCAGUGAAGACUGUGCUGCACUCGAACAGCUGCUCGAAGGUUACGACCAGCAAGACCAAGAUCAAGUGUCAGAGGUCUGCAACUCGCCACUUUUCAAGUACAUGGACAAUGACUAUGCUAAGCUGGGCCUGAGUUUGGUGGUUCCAGGAGGGGGAAUCAAGAAGAAAUCACCUGCAACACCGCAGGCCAAGCCUGAUGGUGUCGCCACUGCAGCUGCUGAUGAAGAGGAAGAUGAGUACUCAGGAGGACUGUGCUAGUAUUUUGCUUGCAGGAAAGAAAAGGAAAAAAGAGAGAAUCCUGACAUGCAAUUUCAUGGACUUGGGACUUAUUUAAGGGCAUCCACACUUGGUUGUAGUCAUGAUUGUAAAUACUAAUAAAGAGUAAUUUUCAGUUA